GAUGUUCAGUCAAAUCCUGAAGGGCCAUGGCGGCAAAAAAAAAAAAACUCGCAUAUUCUGUUGGAAUAGUAGCCUGGACGAGGAUACCCCGGGCGUCCCCAAUUCCAUCCGAAUGCGCAGAGGUAACUAGGCAGUUUACUACUGGUAAUUAGUGGCCUGAUCCGCGGAUGUGCAAAAGGGGGAAAAGAUGAAUAGCCGCGGGAAGCCAGUAGCGUCAGGUGCUAGUCGACCGACUGGUGAUGGCAGCACAGGCGCUGGGACGCAACCCAAUGUCGCCAGGCCAGGCCAGGCCUCUAGAUACGGCUUUGUCGCGUCCCUUCUCCAGGGCAAGGAGUUCGACUGGUAUUCGCGACCGCCAUUUUGCGGCUGCGUGCCCGAUUGGAAGAGUGGAAGUCCAAGACCGGAUGAAGCGGAAAAAGAAAGGCGCAGAAUGGGUAUUGAUCUCCUUGGCAUACGCGGGAAGAAGCGUCUCGAAAGCCCUUGAUGUUUUAUUUUCUUCUCUAAUCUUUAUUUUUUCUUC
Molecule: messenger RNA, 520 nt
Organism: Pyricularia oryzae 70-15
Lineage: Eukaryota; Fungi; Ascomycota; Sordariomycetes; Magnaporthales; Pyriculariaceae
Exons: 2
Coding region: 188-484 (98 amino acids)
Source: RefSeq, a predicted model, not a curated record